AUGGAUGCUGUAGCCAAGGGGAUAUUCGGGGAACACUUCACUCUCAAGCCUGACCAGCGGGAAGCGCUACAGUGUUUGGAGGACGGGAGAGACCUGUGGGUCCAGCUCCCCACUGGACAUGGAAAGUCGGCGAUUUUCACCGUCUUUCCGAUAUGGAAAUCAAAGGUGCAAGGUGAGCCACAGCAAGUUGAUCCCACCCACUUCAUCUUCAACAUUGACAACGCUGCCUCCAUCAAUCAUGUCAUUGUCUUCCUCACAGGUGCUGCAGCUUUCCCGGAGGGUACAGGAGCGGCGGUCCACUUCGGCCAGCCCAGCCCCACCGGAAUGACGUGGCACAACCUGGGUUACAUCUCCAAUGAGAAACCCAGUGUUAUCUUUAAGAUAUCGGGACUAAAAAAUAUGCAAUCAACACCAAACAACUUCUUUACACAAGCACAACAGGCCAAUGCACUGCUCCCCUCCACUUCAGCCCAUAUAGGGAUUGCUGUUGAGCCUCUGACAGAGUUGAAGCAGCAAACACCUGCAGCAAAUACACAAGCAUCAAAUGUAGAAUCCUUUGUACAAUUCACCCAGAAGAUGCUGGAGAACUUCUACAACUACGCCUCUUCUUUCGCCAUCAGCCAAGAUCAGAUGACCCCUCAACCAGGCAUCCAGUACCUUCCCGCUGAUGUCCUUACCAAGUGGUAUGAAACCUUCCAGAGAAGACUCACGCAAGAUCCAAACUUCUGGAAGAAAUGAGAUGAAAAUUGUACAACAGCGGUCAUACUGACGCUCAUGUGCAUGCAAAAAUGCUGAAAUGCUAGACUACAUGUAUCAGACUUUUGAACUAAAGCAUUUAAUCAUACUUUGCCAGUCUACAUGUAUCAGAAUUUCAGGGUCAGUAUUUCAUCGUCCUUUGCUUUGAAAGAGAGAAAGGUAGUAGAAACGAGUGAGGUCCUGAAGAUCAAAUUUCUGACUGCAGACUUACGAUGUGCGCACGUCUCAGGAAGUCAGAUGGCAUGAAGGGCAUCACCUCUUAACCAAGGUCAUGUGGGGCUAUUGCUUCGAGGACAAAGAUCCUUGCUUUGCUUUUAAGAGAGCAGUGAAGAUGGAUGCAUCACUGUAGUUUGACACAAAGCAAGAGCAAAACAUGAAAUUUUCUGAUUUAAAGAUGGCAUUUUAUUGAAAGCAAAUGCGCAGAAAUAAGAGUUUCAUGCAUGGAAACAAGCAAUGCUAUGCAUGUGGACAGGCUAUACGCAGAGGAAGUUUGAUCUAGUUACAAACUGACAGAGAAAAUCAUAAUGAUGUUGCAUAUAUAUCACUGCAUGUAAAACAUGUUUAUAAGCUUUGAACCAAAGACAGAAAGUGAGCUUUUUGAAAGAUAGCGUAUGAUUACCAAAUGAAGAAAAUACUUUAACCUUAGUCAUACUCUACAUGUAGUUAAUUGUUCUCUGUUCAAGUACUUCCAUUGGCAGUGGAAUGAAUUUAAUGUCAUAAUAGCUGGUACAUGGACAUGUAUUGGACAUAAAAAUGUUGCAUUCUAGAAUAAAUGAAGCAGGGACUGUUUGAGUAAUUUUAGACUCCAGUUAAUGUCAUUUAAUGAGGCUGUGGUACUCUAAAUUAAACAUACAUGUAUUGGCCCGUAUUCUGAACUCAAGCCUAAUUAAAACUUUGAUCUCAUGUUGUGGUUUAACUAUGGAUAGCCAAUUGAGAUGCAAAAAUUUAAACAGUAAAGGUUCAAUUUUAAUAUCAGCUCAUUUGACACUCAAUUCAUUCAAAAUUUCUAGACAAGUAAAAUAGGGUGUUUUUUCACCACUAAGAGCAUUCAGGAAAAGCAAAGAAAUAAGAAAAAUAAGAAUGCAAUGUGAACAACAUGUUAACAUUCUCAGCUUCCCAUAAUCUUGGCACAAAGUUGGACCAUAGCUAACUAAAGUGAUGGUUCGUGGAGGCUCUGUUUUGCUAUUGCAUAUUCAUUUAUCAGAUCCUGAUCUAUAGGAAUACUCAUAAAUAUUCAAGAUCUUGAGCUGCAAUCCCAGCAUAUGCACAAUUUUGCGUUUACGAUGUUUUGAAAUCGGCAGUGAAUUGAUAUGUGUGAGGAAAUUGCUACUGUCUCUAAAUCACCAAUUUUGAGAGUGAUCGGAGGAUGGACACGGAGUGAAAUUAGAAUGAAAUGUAGGCCUAAUGAAAUGUAAGAAUAUUUGUUGUGUACCAAUUGUAAGGUCAUUUUGUUACAUGAGUUUUAUGUUUUCCCCAUAUAAAAUGACACCUUUGUCACUUGGAGUAUCAGAGCAAGUUAUUCAUUUUGAGGGUUCUGGUAGGUGUAGCAGUGGUAAAGUGUAGUGGAGCAUCAAGAAUCUACACUCGAGGUAGACCGUAGCCUAAGUUAAACUGGACUUCAGAAUUCGGGCCAGUGGCUGCUGGUACUCGAUUUUGAUUGGAAGUAUCAUUAGCAGCAGACUUGGAUGAUAUAAUGAUUAUUUAUUUGCUCUUGUAAUGCUAAAUAUUGCUACCAUAUCACCUUUAUACUGUUACUCCCAGAGGUAGGUGUCACAAUGUAUGCAAGUGAUAGUAUUUUCAUCAGAACAGAGGGUUGUAACACCAUGGACCUACUAGCAAACACAAAGGCCCAUAUUCUGAAGUUAGGUUUAAAUUAAACUCUGGUUUUAAGUUGUGGUUUACUAUGGAUAGCCAAUUGUGGCAUAAAUCUUUAAUGUUAAAAGGUUCGAUGUAUCAGCUCAUUUGGCUCUCAAAUCAUUCUUAACUGCCUGGGAAGGGUAAAUAAGAUAGUCUACAUUCAAGAAUUAGAAAGAAAAAAACAGUGAACAUAAGAAAGAUACAAUGUAAACAACUUCGGACAUUUUGGCUUCCCAUAAUUUUAGCACAUAGUUUAUAGACCAGGGUCUAAUGAAACCCGACUUCAGAAUACGGGCCAAAGGGUUGUAACACAAUCAAUAUUCGCAGUUGAUUGUAAGGUUUUGAACAUGGUUUGUUUUAGACUUAAAUAUGGCUACUUUAUAUAUUGAAUGCACAUCUUUUGUGAUUCAGGGCCCAGUGUUUUGAAGCCAAUGUUGUAUAAAUUCUCUGUUCCAUAUUUGAAAUAGGAAGACUUGAUUUUGAGCUGCUCUCGAUUUCAACUGAUUCCUAUCCUGCUCUCCGCUAAUCUAAUGAUCGGGAUUUCAGAUCUGAUAGUGGAACAGGGGUUUAAUCCUCAGGCACCCAUACAGAGUUAACAUAAAAAUUCACUUUUAGGCAAGUCUGUAGAGUGUAAGAUGUAUCAAUUAAUUAGAAGUUGCCUAAAUCAGGCGAAGCUAUGUAUAUGUCUUAUGAACACUUUUUAUUAUUAUUUCUUACACAGAAGGUUGAAAAGUGAGACUAAAAAUGUAAUCAAGGUGUGGUAUUUGAUAUGAGUGUAUAUAUUCUAGUUGGGGAAAAGUGCAUUAACAACAUCCUUUUUGUUUGGUAUGAAUAUUAAUUCACAUUCUUAAGAAAUCUGUACCAAAAGUGAAUUGAAAAAGUCCUAUUUUAAAUUUUACACCCAUUUUCAGGGGGUGCUGCCUAUGAUGUAUAACAUACACAGCGCUCCCUACCUGUAGUAAUAAUAAUGAUAUUAAUAAUAAUACAAACAUUUGUAAUGCGCCGCCAGGUAUCCAUCAUAAAAAGAUGCUCAUGGUGCAAUACGAGAAGAAAAAGAAAAUUGAAAACCUCUAAAUAAGGGGGAAGUAAAGCUUGUGUGAAUAACCAGGUUUUCAGAGAACUUUUGAAAGUGGUGAGACUAGAAAUAUUGCGGAUGUCUUUUGGAAGUUGGAAGGUUUGGAUUUAGUCGAAUUGUGAGAACUUUUGAAAAUGGUGAGACUAGAAAUAUUGCGGAUGUCUUUUGGAAGUUGGAAGGUUUGGAUGUAGUCGAAUUGUGAGAACUUUUGAAAAUGGUGAGACUAGAAAUAUUGCGGAUGUCUUUUGGAAGUUGGAAGGUUUGGAUGUAGUCGAAUUGUGCUUCCUCGGGCCAAGGUAACAAGGUACUGUACAAUCUGCCAGAGGAAAUCAAGUUUCUUUCAUCUAAACUAAACUUGCACGGUUUUCUUGUAAGAUUUUAAGUGACAAGUGUAAAAAAAAAUGUCAUUCCUGUAUAGAAUGGGAAGAGUUAGGUAGAGCUCAUUGUUAGUCUGCAGGCACAGACCCUGAUUGAAACUUUGAUCAACAAGUGGGUCUCCAUGCAAAGACUAGCACAUUCAAAUACUGUUUCAGGGCCUUCAGUACACAAGGCUAUGCAAUUCGAGUCAAGGGUUUGCACAGCAGACUAGCUCACUGUAGGGCCUUUGCCUUUCCCUCUUGUAAUUCUACAUCUGUAAUGCACUAAUACUGUGCUUUAAUCCUUUGUUUUAUAUUCCAUGGUGUGUCUGUUUUUAUUAUUUGGUUGGUAUAGGGGUGGGGUAAACUUACACCUUAAAACAUAUUAUCUUAAACUAUUCAUGACAAGGUAACAUAGAACAUUUUUCGUAAAAUUAUUUUGGUAAGUGCUUGGGUUAUACAUGUAUUUUUUUCUAAAGUUGCAUGUGUUGGAUAUUGUAUUUUUUGCAUGAAAUUGAAACAAGAAUACUAAUAAAAUUCACAGUACUUUUAUCAUUUA
Molecule: messenger RNA, 4603 nt
Organism: Lytechinus pictus (painted urchin)
Lineage: Eukaryota; Metazoa; Echinodermata; Echinoidea; Temnopleuroida; Toxopneustidae
Product: protein Hikeshi-like
Exons: 4
Coding region: 1-738 (245 amino acids)
Biological process (GO): protein import into nucleus
Cellular component (GO): nucleus; cytosol
Molecular function (GO): nuclear import signal receptor activity; Hsp70 protein binding
Source: RefSeq, a predicted model, not a curated record